Messenger RNA from Ostertagia ostertagi, 1608 nucleotides. The record is from the annotation of a GenBank genome assembly. NCBI's taxonomy places the organism in Eukaryota, Metazoa, Nematoda, Chromadorea, Rhabditida, Trichostrongylidae.
CUAGGGACUCUGUGUGUGGUCUGCGAGGAUAUCGCUACCGGCAAUCAUUACUCUGUUCCGUCAUGUAAUGGAUGCAAAACUUUUUUUCGUCGCGCAGUUGUGAAUAAUCGAAUGUUCACCUGUAUGGGGAAUGGUGAUUGUCCAGUAAACAAAGGAGUUCGAUGCGCCUGUCGUCAUUGCCGUCUCAAAAAAUGUCUUCUUGUAGGAAUGGAUAAGAAGUCGAUUCAAAACGAUCGUGACCGCAUCGGAUAUACUAAGAGAACUCGCAAAAGUGAUAAGCAACCUUCUGACGGAAUAGGCGACAAUCAAGAAAGACACACUUCAAACUCGCCAGAUAGCUACAGUCAUGAGGACAUUCGUUUGGGGUCAAGUUGCUUGGAUUCGAGAGAACACAAACACGACAAUAAUGCUGUAGAUCCCAUGCUAGAGCGAUUGACAACACUGGAGAAUAACUUAACUCUUCUGCUCAGUCGGGCGGAUAUUGAACCUUAUGCCUCCUUAGACGAUGCCUUGGCUGCUCCUAGUCGUUUCCAUCAGCCAAUUAGUGUCAAGAUUACCGACCCCAUCGCGUCUCCGAAGCCGGGAAUGGACGAGAACAAAAUGCCGUUCUGGAGAUCUCGUAUUAUUGCAUUGUACAUAGACUGGGCGAAGUCAUUUGCAUGCUUCCGGAAUCUUCCUCAUGCUGACAAGGUGGCUCUCAUAACUAAUCAUGCUAGCUCCUACAUGAUUAUGUGUGAGGCUUUUCGUACACCAGAACACGUUGAAGACAGAAAAUUGGGAAAUGCUGUUAUUUCUCGUUCAACGAUAACCCAAAAUGAUCAGCUACAGGGACUGUUUGCGGGGAAAACGUGGCUGUUUAGGAUCAAAACGGAACCUAGUUCUAACAGUCCAGAUUUGUCAACAAUUCGACUCCCUACUGAGUACGGCAGUCUUCCGGCAGACUAUGGAACAGUAAUUCCAAAGGAUUAUGGUCGACCAGUUGCUGGAACAGAAGGCCGUUCAGAAAUGCAUACGUUUUUUGAUAACAAACUUUUCGAAGAUAACACAGAAUCAUCGAAAGCAAAUCGUGCAUCCACAGCUGCAGAAGAACCUGGUGCUGGUUGGCUGCCUACCGAAGGUCGACGACGCAGUGCAUUCGUGGGUUGCUCUCCGAAGGCGCUCUCGUUCAGCUUGUCCGGAUUAACACCAGUAAUGGCUGCCAUGAUCGAUUAUGUAAUGAAGCCGUUUCGGCAGCUCAAUAUUUCUACCACGGAGUUCGCUGCACUUCAGGCAGUAAUGUUCUUUGAUCCUGAUACGGACGGAAUCGAUUCUGCAAGUCAACGGAACGUGGCUGCUGAGCAGAAAAGAUUGCUCACUGCUCUACAUAGGCAUAUCCAGCGAACUUAUAAAGGGACUCUUGCAGAUGAACGAUAUGCCAACAUCUUGCUGAGAAUUCCCACAAUUCGUAAGGUUGCAGCGAAAAAGAACGAGUCAUUGCAAAUGAUAGACAUGUUGAACUUAUUCGCGUUGAACUCGUUGGUCAAAGAAACAGCUCUCGGUGUGCGGACAUCGACGUCAAGUACCCCUGCUCUUGGUUCCACCAUCAACGGCGAGUAUCCCUCUGAGUGA